AUCUUUUUCUAACUCGAAUUCUGAGAGUUUUUUUUUCCUUAACCAAAGCAAGAUGUUGUCUACGAAAUCGGAAUCAGAUGUCACAAGCCUAGCUCCAUCAUCGCCGUCAAGGUCACCAAAACGUCCAGUAUACUAUGUUCAAAGUCCAUCUCGAGACUCUCACGACGGCGACAAGUCGUCGACAAUGCAAGCGAGUCCCAUGGAGUCGCCUUCGCACCCUUCCUCCGUGGGACGUCAUUCGAGGAACUCGUCGGCUAGCCGAUUCUCGGGGAUAUUCCGGUCGUCGUCCGGGAGGAAAGGUGGACGGAAGAGGAAUGAUAAAGGGUGGCCUGAGUGUGGGGUGAUAGUGGAAGAAGGGUCGUAUGAUGAGUUUGAGGAUAAGGCCUUCAUUAGGCGUUUCCAGGCCUUGAUUUCCCUUUUCACUUUUGUUGUUUUGUUUACAGUGUUUUGUCUCAUCAUUUGGGGCGCCAGUAGGCCUUGCAAAGCUGAAAUCCUGGUCAAGAGCUUUGCAGUGCACAACGUUUUUGUUGGUGAAGGCUCAGAUUUCUCGGGGGUUCCAACAAGAAUGCUGACUAUCAAUGGCACCUUGAAGAUGAGUGUAUACAACCCCGCUACGUUGUUCGGCAUUCACGUCAGUUCCAACCCCGUCAAACUCGCGUACUCGGAAAUCAACGUCGCAACCGGCCAGCUGAAAUAUUAUCAGCCAAGGAAGAGCCAUAGGACCGUAUCAGUGGCGUUGGAGGGGGAAAAGGUGCCACUUUAUGGAGCUGGAUCAAGCUUGACGUUUACACAGAAUGGUGCUGCUGAAGUUCCAUUGAUACUGAAGUUCGAAGUCCGGUCACGAGGGAACGUGGUUGGAAAACUCGUGAGAACGAAGCACCGGAAACAAAUUUCUUGCCCUCUGGUAAUCGAUUCUAUGAAAACCAAGCUCAUUAAGUUCAAGAAAAACGCAUGCACAUAUGACUGAAAGUCAUGGUCAAGAUGUUGAUUCGCAAUCUCCUUUUGUUUGGGUGUAAUUUAUUUAGUGUUUUGCUUGGUCUUUUGAGCUGUUCCUUGAAAUAAAACAAAUGUAUAGACGACCUAAGAGGUUCUCUGUGCUUGAUUUUGCUUAGGAAUGUCGAUACAGAUUUCA
Hibiscus syriacus is the source of this 1132-nucleotide messenger RNA. RefSeq lists its product as uncharacterized. The record is from RefSeq and is a predicted model, not a curated record. Bases 53 to 967 code for a protein of 304 amino acids. The transcript has 4 exons. NCBI's taxonomy places the organism in Eukaryota, Viridiplantae, Streptophyta, Magnoliopsida, Malvales, Malvaceae.